This is a messenger RNA of Dioscorea cayenensis subsp. rotundata (Guinea yam), 1945 nucleotides long. RefSeq names its product pentatricopeptide repeat-containing protein At1g31430-like. The transcript has a single exon. NCBI's taxonomy places the organism in Eukaryota, Viridiplantae, Streptophyta, Magnoliopsida, Dioscoreales, Dioscoreaceae. Bases 21 to 1916 code for a protein of 631 amino acids. Gene Ontology annotation, molecular function: RNA binding; protein binding. Gene Ontology annotation, biological process: RNA modification. The record is from RefSeq and is a predicted model, not a curated record.
AAACAAAGAAGCUGAACUCCAUGUUCUCCAAGUUCAUACGCCAUUUAUGCUCCUUUUCAAGCUACAAACCAACAAGGCUAACCAAAAAGGAGUGCAUUUCCAUCCUCCAGAGAUGCAAAUCCAUGAGAGAACUCAAGCAAAUUCACUGCCAAAUUCUCAUGUCAAGCAUGCAACACAACAAAGACAUAAUGGACGGUAUCUUGGUCUUCUGUACAAGUCCUCAAACUGGAGACUUAUGCCACGCAGAGAGAGUGAUUGAAUCUCUCACUGAUCCUUCUCUUUUUGUCUACAAUCUCAUGAUCAAGUCUUUCACUAAAGAUAGACAACCAGAGAAGGCCAUACUACUCUUUCAAAAGAUGAGAAAAGCAUGCUUGUCACCAGAUAACUUCACUUUCCCUCUGGUUUUGAAAGCAUUGGGUGAGGUUAAGGCAAUGGUGGAAGGGAGGAAAGUCCAUGCUUUCAUUGUGAAAACUGGCUUAGAGUUUGAUUCUUAUGUGAGGAGCUCACUCAUUGAUAUGUAUGCAGAGAUGGGAGCCAUUGAAGCUUCACAGGAGUUGUUUGAUGAAAUGCCUGAGAGAAAUGUGAUUGCUUGGAACGUUCUCAUUGCUAGUUAUAUCAAGUGCUGCAGGUUUGAAGAUGCAAUCUCUACUUUCUUGAAGAUGGAGAAGAGUGGAGUGAAGCUGAAUGAAGCUACUCUUGUAACCAUACUUUCAGCUUGUGUUUCACUUGGAGAUUUGGAAAUGGGAAAGAAGGUUCAUGGUUAUAUUGAGAACAAGGAAUUCAAAGAUGGCAUUCCUGUUAACAAUGCAAUGUUAGACAUGUACAGCAAGUGUGGCUGUAUGAACAUGGCUCGGAGAGUUUUCGAUGAGAUGCCAUCGAAAGAUGUAAUUUCUUGGACUAGCAUUGUCUCCGGGUAUGCCAAUUCCGGUAUGUUGAAUGAAGCUAGGGAGCUAUUUGAUCGGAGUCCGGCUAGAGACUUGGUUCUCUGGACUGUGAUGAUCAAUGGGUAUAUUCAGUGUAAUAAGUUCAACAAAGCUCUGGUUUUGUUCAGAGAGAUGAAGAGUAGAAGAAUCAAACCUGAUAAGUUCACAGUUGUGGCACUUCUCUCAGCGUGCGCUAAUCUGGGUGCUCUUGAGCAAGGCAAGUGGAUACAUGGAUUCAUUAAGGAAAACAAGAUAAGAAUCGACGUCAUUGUUGGUACUGCUCUCAUCGAUAUGUACUCAAAAUGCGGUUGUGUGCAAGAGGCUCUGGAAAUCUUCAGAAGAGUAGAGGGGAAAGACACGGCGACAUGGACUUCAGUUAUCUUCGGCCUGGCGAUGAAUGGAGAAUCCAGUGAAGCUCUCAAAAUUUUCUCUGAGAUGCACAAAAAGGAAGCUAAACCUGAUGACAUUACUUUCGUUGGUGUACUAACUGCUUGCUGUCAUGGAGGAUUGGUGGAUGAAGGACUGCAGUGUUUGCAUUCCAUGAAAGAGGAGUAUCAUAUAGAACCAAAACCCAAACACUAUGGUUGUUUGGCUGAUCUCCUUGGACGUGCAGGUCUUUUAGAGCAGGCAGAGAAGCUGAUACAAGAGCUUCCAUAUAAGAAUGCUAAAGAUAUCUUGCCAUUCUGGAGCUCCCUUCUUGGAGCUUGUAGAAUCCAUGGGAAUGACCAAAUGGUGAAGAAACUGGAGAGGCGAAUCGCUAAACUAGAGUCUGUCUCAAAAGCAAACCAAUGGGAAGACAUGACCGAAAUGAGGAGGAAUAUCAAAGACAUCAGCUUCAAGACGACACAAAGGUGCAGCUCCAUCGAAGUGAAUGGGAUCAUCUGCGAGUUUCUGGCAGGAGAUGCUUUGCAUCCAGAAAAAACUAAUGUACUUUCGGUAUUGAGUAGUCUGCGCAAAGCUUGCGAUUUGGAUCAUACAAAUGCUCUAAUGUAAUAAUAAAUGUUAACAUUAUCUUUGUAAAA